AUGGCCUUGCAGAGCCCUAAUUGCGUUGUGCACGCCAUGCAAUCCCUUCGUCGAACAUCAAACCUCCGGGCGUUCCUUUCCCAACGCUCGAUAGGUCCUGCCUACGCCGUCUCCGGGGCUUCUCUAUCGGCACAACCGCAAUCACGGAAGAAUGUUCGAGGCUAUGCGACUGAACUCCAGCCUGCUGCCCCCGAGAUCGAUUUCUCCAAAUUCGUUGCGCGGCCUGCCCGAGUCGUCCCCAUGUCUCCGUCCUACUUUUCCGGCAGUCCCAAAUUCAUCGAUCAUUUACUGAGAUUGGAAUAUGUUCUAGCGAAAUACGCAUCACUACCGACCGUGUCCGCAAUUGAAGCACCUAGAAUGGCGUGGUUCAAGCUCCCGCAGUUCCGUGACUUUGUGGGAGAACCUGUGCCAACCAAGAAGUACAAAAAUCUGCUGAAGAUCCUGCAGCGACUGAACCGGAUAGACCCUAAUGUGACUCCGGACGAAGUCCGUGACACACUCAAGGACUUUCUCCGCCCGGGAAAUCCGUAUGGAAACAAGCCGACUCCGCCGGUGGUGGAUGAGAUGGGUCGUGCCCGUGGAAAGGGUAAGCGCAAGACCUCCUCGGCAGUUGUGCACUUAGUGGAGGGCGAGGGCGAGGUGAUGGUCAAUGGGAAAACCUUGGCUGAGGUGUUCCCCCGGUUGCAUGACCGUGAGAGUGCAACGUGGGCUUUGAGAAGUACAUCCAGACUGGACAAGUAUAAUGUUUGGGCGACAGUAAGGGGUGGGGGUGUUACGGGACAAGCAGAGGCCAUUACGUUGGCGCUCGCACGGGCGCUGCUGGUCCACGAACCUGCAUUGAAGCCGAUUCUGCGGAAGGCCGGUGUUAUUACGGUGGACGCUCGUCGCGUGGAAAGGAAGAAGCCGGGUCAUGUCAAAGCGCGGAAGAUGCCCACAUGGGUCAAGAGGUGA
Molecule: messenger RNA, 951 nt
Organism: Aspergillus ochraceoroseus IBT 24754
Lineage: Eukaryota; Fungi; Ascomycota; Eurotiomycetes; Eurotiales; Aspergillaceae
Product: mitochondrial 37S ribosomal protein uS9m
Exons: 2
Coding region: 1-951 (316 amino acids)
Biological process (GO): translation
Cellular component (GO): ribosome; mitochondrial small ribosomal subunit
Molecular function (GO): RNA binding; structural constituent of ribosome
Source: RefSeq, a predicted model, not a curated record